ACCCCCAUUACAUUGGAGCCCCGACUUACACGUCUAUCACAACUUAGAAGCACCACAGCACAGCUGAGCUGCAACCGUGACACGAUCUCUCUUUCCAGAGCUUCACUGAAGUAGCCUAUUGCAUGUCUGUGCUGUUUUGGAAAGAUCAUGGGGAAUCAGCGCAUGGAGCCGAUCAUUUCCACUGAGUUCAGAGCUUGAGCCGCCUGCUUUCGUCUGCAUCACUAUUAUGUUGGAAAGGGCUCAAUGAUAUUUUCAUUCUAAACUCAGCUAUUUUGGACCACAGUCGAUACAAUACUUCUGUUUCUCGCCUCGCGCUCGUUGUAGCUUGCUGGUACAAUGGGGUGUUGCAGUGGACGUUGCACGUUGAUUUUCCUUUGCAUUUUCCAGCUGAUGGUGGCAUUGGAAAGGCAGGUAUUUGACUUCCUGGGGUACCAGUGGGCACCUAUCCUGGCCAACUUCUUUCACAUUAUCAUCGUCAUCCUGGGCCUCUUCGGCACAAUCCAGUACAGACCACGCUACAUUGUGGUGUAUGCUAUUUGGACAGCACUCUGGGUGGCAUGGAACGUUUUCAUUAUCUGCUUCUACCUGGAAGUAGGAGGUCUCUCCAAGGAGAGUGACCUCCUGACCUUCAACAUCUCUGCGCACCACUCGUGGUGGAGCGAGCACGGACCCGGCUGCGUGCGCAGGGAGAUGCCCACCACGGGCGUCCGCAGCCUGGACAGCCAGUCCUACAUCUCCGUCAUGGGCUGCCUGCUGGAGUACCAGUACAUCGAAGUCCUACACAGUGCUUUCCAGAUCCUUGUUGCUCUCCUGGGGUUCGUGUACGCCUGCUAUGUCGUCAGUGCCUUCACAGAGGAGGAAGACAGCUUUGAUUUUAUUGGUGGAUUUGAUCCAUUCCCCCUCUACCAUGUCAAUGAGAAACCAUCUCACCUCCUCUUAAAGCCCAUGUACCUGUCUACGUAAAUAGAGCUUUAGGGUAUGCAAAGGUCAUUUCUGAAGAUCGAGAGGAAGGUCUGACAUGGAGAACUGGAAGAGAAGAGAGAGGCUGCGUAACUCAACGUUGAUGCGGAAGUCCAUAGGACAAUGCAAAAGCAUUCCUCUGCUUCACAUUUCUUUUCAGUCAUUUUCAGUGUUGUCAGUACACUGCUUCAAAAAUACAACACUUCCAAGUUGUGUCCAAUUCUCUGGGGAAAAUGGUUUAGUUCUGGAGUGGGGAAAUUUACAGUGAAACUUCAGAGCUAUUUGGAUGCACAGUUUUAACUGAAAUAUUAGGUGUAUAACAAAUGGGAGCAGUCAAUAAGAAUUCAGUGCCUGUGGCACUGUUUUCUCAUUGUUGUCUCUGUCAUUGUUGUCUGUAUUUGUCAGAACUACAGAAGUGCACACUAGCCCAGCUGAGAAGUUCACAGAGUUCCUAGCCUCAUUUUUAUUAGUCUUUUGUUAUUGUUUUUUUAAAUAGCUAUUGAUUGAGUUAUACUGUGCUGUUUGAAUAAGGCCCAGGACCUAUGGAUACACUGGCCUUGCAGAAAGAGGAAGGAAAUGAACAUGCAUUUGAAAACAAAGCUGUGAAACCCCAAGGAACAAUUAAAUAAAAAACAAAAUGCUUUCCGUUGGGUUAAAAAAAACAACAUGAAAUGUUGAUGUAAAUGGCACAUGAAUCAAGAACUAAAGAAGAAAAAAAACAUGUCAACAUUUAUGUUUUGACUUAAAUAUACAGUAGGGACCUUUUUUGUUAAAAGAAAAACCUCUUCAAUUUGUAAAAAGUCUUAAGCUAUAUUUUGACAGUGUUUUAAUAAAGUGGGUGCUUUGGAGCUGCUGGGAGUGGAAUUAAGGAAUACCCAUUAUCUUCAUACACCCAUUCCCCAUGGGUAAAAUAGGAGACGCAGCUCGGGAUGAUGCAUGGGGAGGAGGUAUUGAUAUAGUGGGCCAAUAAAAGCUGCCUCAAUCUCCAGCAGCUCUUUACUGUAUCUGUUUGAAUGUGCCAGAAGGGCGAGGGGGGAGGGGGGGAUGGGGGGUUAUUGUGGUUAAGUAAGUCAUAAAUAUUUACAGAGGGUGUUGGAUAACAUUGUUCAUUUACAGCCCAGUGCAGUAUUAGCACUAAUACUCAGGUCACCCACCCACCGCAUGGUUGCAACUGUACCGAACUGUGACUGUAUAACUGUUUUUUUAUAGUGGGUAAGAGAGAAUAGGAGAAUGUACAUGGAUCACAAAAAAAAAAAUCAUGCAGGGAGCAACCCAUGAUUAACUGAGGUCAAGUCUGUUUUUGUGUUACCGUAUAUAUAAUAACUGGAGGCCAGCUAGUUGAAGACUAUCUAUAAUGUUGGUAGCGCGUUCAAAGAAAAAUGCAAGCAGCAGUUCUUCACUUUCUGUUUAAAUUAACUAUGCUGUAUUACCAGUGUGCACAGAGCUGAUCAGAGGUCAGAAUAACUGACUAACCCGUCCUCAUCAUGGGUCAUCUUGAUGGUGAUAUAAUGAGGAGGUGAUCCCUCAAUCUGUUCCCAUGGCUUCAUUAUUGUCAUGAUUCUAUACUGCCCCCUCGUGUUGAAUGUGUGUAUUAAUUGUCUGGCAACUAAAGUCAUUCCUAGCUAAAUGUAAGCAUUGCAGUUGUCUGUUUUGACAUUCGACAAGAUACGUAGUUGAAAUGUAAAUGUUAAAAAAACAGAAAACUAAAACUGUGUGCUAAAAGAACGGAUACAGGGACCACUGGUGCCAGUGUUUUCUCUUGCUCUACACAUUCUCUUGAACUAGUUGUUCUGCAUGUGCUUUCAUCUGAAGUUAAUGUAUUUGCAUUUCAUCACAGCUUGUUAUUGAUGUAAAAUAAAUCAUCACUACCCCAUGCAGAAAGUAUAUAUUUCAACUUUCAAAUUUGUGUUAUUCCAGUCUUAAAUUCAUUUUUCAUUCUUAAUCAACACUUAAGAAGAGAUGUAUAUGAUUUGAUAAAUUUGAGGAAAAAAAUGUUGAAAACAUUUGUCACAAGGUAAGUGAUCUUGUAUUCGUUAAAUUUUUAAUUAAAUUAUAUCAAAGUUAUCGGUUCAUUUAAGCAUGAUUGCAUGCUGAGAAUCAGGUGAAGCAUAAGGCUAUCAGAUUGCCCUGGCAGUUUACGUCUUGGUUAGCUGAUGAGAUAAUGUUCAAGGCCCUCUGUUCUGCUCGCAGGCAGACAUCAUUGAUUAAGUAAUGUACAUAACAGCUUGUGAAUAGAACUUAUGAGGGCUAACAAAAACUGAGUAUCCUGGCAAGAUUUUCUUUUGACGCACUUGUAUGAGCUAGUGUGUAGGAUGUUGUUUUUCAGUGGUCACACAGUGAACAAACCAAACUGUCAUUGCUUUACAUCACAGUGAAUAGAGUCUGCUGUAUCAUUUUUUAAUGGUAUGAUUGUCUUGCCUGAUGUAUCAUGUUCAUUAGAUGAUUUAUUGUCUCAAUGCUUUUUGUAUUCCAUAACAUGUUGCCACUGUUACAUACAAGUCAUCCAUCUCUUAAUUAUGUGAUCCUGUUAACGUCUGUGGUUUGUACUCAAAAAGUGUAAAUAGAAGUUUGUUAAUAAAUUGUGUACUUUUAAUUAACCAA
Messenger RNA from Anguilla rostrata (American eel), 3561 nucleotides. It is a transcript of the gene nkain4, whose product is annotated as sodium/potassium transporting ATPase interacting 4. The transcript has 7 exons. Gene Ontology annotation, biological process: regulation of sodium ion transport. The record is from RefSeq and is a predicted model, not a curated record. The coding region runs from base 337 to 963 and encodes 208 amino acids. Lineage: Eukaryota; Metazoa; Chordata; Actinopteri; Anguilliformes; Anguillidae.